AAAAGGAUAACAAGGGAGUACAUAUUCAUAUAAACACACAUAUGCUCACAAACAAAAAUGAGCUUCAACAUCCCAAAGGCUUUGCCUUCUCUUCCUCAAUGCAAAUUCCACCCUCUCUCUACUCCAUUCAAUUCAAAACAAUCCCAUGUCUACAAGCCACACAAGUCCUUUAAACUCGUAAUUGUCAAUCAAAAGAAGAGGGACCAUGUUUUUGCUUUGAGCAAACCCAAUCUGAUAAUACAAGUCGGAGCACUUUUGACUACUGUUGUUAGUGAACCGGCUUUUGCGGUGACUGGAGUAAACAAUGAAGAGGAUAUUGUGUGGGUGUUGAUUCAAUUAGCCAUAUUUGCCUUCUUCUAUCUUCUAGUGUCACCACCAUUCAUUAUGAACUGGCUGAGGAUAAGAUGGUACAAAAGAAAUCUUUUGGAGAUGUAUGUGCAGUUUAUGAUUGUAUUCAUGUUCUUCCCAGGUAUAUUGCUGUGGGCUCCAUUUUUGAACUUCAGGAAGUUCCCAAGAGAUCCAGACAUGAAGUACCCUUGGUCUGUCCCUGAAGAUCCUUCCAAAAUUCGCAACUCUUACCGAAAGUUCCCUUGGGCUACUCUUGAUGAUUAUGAAGUUUAAAAGAAUACAAACUUCUUCUGUCCUUCCUUCUUAUGUAUCAUAACGACAUAUAAAUUUACUAUUUUUUUCUGUAAAAAUGUCACACAACCAUGACCUAUUGAGCUACUUAAAAGGACUUGAUGGUGAAUGUCAAAGAAACAAUGAUGGGAGUAAAGGGUUAUGAUCCUA
Messenger RNA from Cynara cardunculus var. scolymus (artichoke), 789 nucleotides. Its product is annotated as NAD(P)H-quinone oxidoreductase subunit L, chloroplastic. The transcript is spliced from 5 exons. Bases 58 to 621 code for a protein of 187 amino acids. Gene Ontology annotation, molecular function: oxidoreductase activity, acting on NAD(P)H, quinone or similar compound as acceptor. Lineage: Eukaryota; Viridiplantae; Streptophyta; Magnoliopsida; Asterales; Asteraceae. The record is from RefSeq and is a predicted model, not a curated record.